AUGGCGAGUACCUGUUUGCCGACCCCGAGAGCAAACUUUCCAAGUACGGUCCGAAAAGCUGGCGAUCAUCGCACACGCACGGUCUCGACGCAAACGGGAAACCUCUCCUGGAGCUACACUUCCGCGUGCAGUUCUACAUCGAGAGCCCGCUAAUGCUGAGAGAUGAAGUGUCCCGCCACAACUACUACCUGCAGCUCAAGUACAAUGCCAUCAACCGAGAACUGCCGAAAGAGUGCUCGGAGCAGUCUUUGCUACUGCUUGGUGGUCUCUCGCUACAAGCCGACCUCGGAGAUUGCCAGGAUGAGAAUGGUAGCACCAGUGGAAGUAGUAGCAGUACACCAAGCGCUACCGGUAGUACAGGUACAGCUGCUGGUGGGAGCAAUAGCAGCAGCAGCACAAAUAGCACCAUCAGCAAUAAUAACAGCACAAGCAACAACAACAAUAACAACACUGGCAAUAAUGAUUAUUUCCGACCGGAAGAAUACAUCAACCCAACACUCCGCUCAGCAUGGGGCAUCACAGCUCUCACUUCUUGCCAUCGGGAAAACCGGGGAAUGUCACGGGCAGACGCCGAAACACACUACAUCCGAGAGGCGUGUCACCUGAAUGAAGUCAUCAAUGCUCACGUGUUCCGUAUGAAACUGUCGAAAAAUGAGGUGGGAAUGGGUUCGGUAUCUCUCAGCAUUUACGCAAAAGGAAUUCGAAUUGCUGUCGAUAACUCGACGACGACCACCUUCAACUGGCCCGGUAUUGGAAAGCUGAGUUUCGAUCGGAAAAAGUUUGAAAUUCGAUGCGGAGACAACAAGAUUACGCUAUACUCGGUGAACGACGACAAAAACAAAAUGAUAUUAGCUUUGUGUCGGGAAACGCAUCAAUUUUCUAUGAAAAUUGCUCCUCGGCUAACUGAAGCGAUCAAAAGGGAAGAGGAGGAAAGCAGUUGCAUUCACGGUUACCCGUAUCUUUACUCUCGCGCACUGAACCUCCCGUACAAAAGCAAAAGUGAUCAGCGAAUAUCGGUCAUUUCCAGUACAAGUUCGAACACCACCUCCGGCAUCGUGAGCGAUCGGGUUCAUUCGGAGGAUGAGCUUGAAAUUAUAAUCAAUACACCACCUUCGGCAACACUCGCGGCGCCAUCAACGGAAAGUCUCGCACUGGCACAUUUACUGGACUGCCCUAGCGUAAGUCGACAAACGUCAUCCGUCGGACAGGUAUCGCUGAAGGAUCUCGAAGGUACGUUAGCAGCUCUUUCGGUACGAUCGAACCAGACUGUGCAUUCGAUAAGCAGCGAUAGUACGGAAGCGAAAGAAAGAUAUGGAAAGGAUUGCGAAUCAUCUCCCACAUCCCAACACAACAUUGGCUCACAGUGUUCAUCGACAUGCAGUACUGUAGUCGUGGCGAAUGACUGCAUCAGCUUACCUCAGUCUAAUGCAAAUGGAUCGAUUGAACGACGUCAAACUUCGACCUGCAGCAGCCUAGAGCUGGGGUACAGUCACACUGCUCAGAAUAGCACCCUGAGUGUUGCAACUAGCACUUGCUUGGAUCACGAUAUCAACGAGGAGGAAGAGGAAACUAAUUCAGGUGUUUACACACUAGCCCAUGUGCCGCCAACAGAAACUAGUGGAGUGUACACGAUGAACAGCAGUGAAAUGACGGGUCAAUCUUCCGAAAUUGCCGAGUCCGAAUCACACGAGAGUUCCCAUUACGGAAGUUUCCAACCCUGUCAGAGUGAGAUUGCAGAACCACUAGAACCGGUUGACUCUGUCGAUGGUGACUUUAGACCUCGUCUUGACAGUAACAUGAACGAGUUCCGUUUGCGUUCAGACUCCACCGUUUCUGCAGCAGGAUCAUUCCGAGGCGAUGGUAGUGACCCAACCGAUAAUAAACACUCACUGCUAAGUGCAGAAGAAUUGACCGAUUUGAUCGUUGGUCGGGGAACUUAUCCCACGAGGAAAACGGUUAGUCACACGCUUGAUUCAGAUUGUGACUAUGUUACACUACCAUUGCCUCUAGAGGGGGAAAGCUAUCUCCAGGGUAGCGAAGAUACUGCCCCAACAGAAGACGAGUACGAUGACGACGUUCUACCUCCAGCUCCUCCCAAACGAAUUGAUAGCAACCUGCCAACUCAACGGCAAUCGCUGAUAAGUCUUGCUUGUUCGGACGAUUCUCCUCCACCUCCUCCUCCGCCCUACAAUGCUCAUCACGAAACUACGGGACUUCGUGGACCAGACAUUCGAGCUGAUGAAGCACCCGUCAUUCCACUGCGAGAUCCACCUCCAUACCCACAAAAGCCGACCAACAUGAUACGGGAACGAUCCGUUCCAGUUUCCAUCAUGUCAACACCCAGCACAUCGAGUGUACAGGCAACGUCGAUUCCGGAGGAAGUUCCAGCACGCUUUAUUACCACCAGACCUCAUAUCAACAUCCUCAAAGCACAUACCAGCGUGGUUGGGGAGACUCCAAAGCCUAGCUAUGCCGCACCCACUGUCAACAACAUCAGCAAUCUUUCGCAGUCGCCAAUCCCUAGCGCCGUUACGGUAGCUUCGACAACGGCUAGCGCAAUUGGCAUCCCAGUGGUUCCGUAUCAUAAAAGCAUUACCUCGCCUCCACCACCAUAUCCGGAAAUGCCGAAACCUCCGCAUCGAACCUGUGUUUUACUUCCCGUCAUCAAACCACGACAAUAUCACCCGCCACCACCACCAACGAUACCACGUCAACCGCCACCGCCACCACCCACACAUGCACUAGCCACAGUCUACACCGGUCAACUGGCAAGAUCCCAGAUUGAACUCUACCAGCAGCAACUCUACAGUGACGUAGACUAUGUAAUCUAUCCAAUCCAAGAUCCUUCAAUUAGUCAACAGGAGUACCUGGAUGCAAAGCAAGGCUCAAUUUUGGCUGCUAUGGCACAUAGUCCACCACCUUCUGCGUAUCUAGCCUAUCAUACCGUACGAGCACACAACCGAAGCUGGGAUGCUUGCAAAAAUCACGCCAUCUACCGAAGCACACCUUACCUAUCGAUGGCUCUAUCAUCGAACUCUCGCUACGCAUCCACUCAGAAUCUUUCGGACACCUACGUCCAAUUACCGGGAGCUUACUCACCUCUGUACAGCCCAUCCGUAGCAAGCCUGUGCUCGUCGUAUGAGCCUCCACCACCACCUCCUCUUCGACCAAGGCCCAUCUCCAGCAGUUCAUCAUCGAUGUUUGUGCGGUCCCGUUCCGACGACAACAUUCUGAACUCGGUGGAAAGCACACCUAAAAUACGUCGACUUCCACCUCCUCCGCCACCACCUUACGAAACAAGAAAAGCCAUUCGGAAACCACCAAUUCCUCUCCCGAUGCCAGAAAAACAAACACCCCCAGCGGCUGUUAAAGUGGUAACGUCCGUAGAGAAACCUCCCGAGGUUCCUGCGAAACCUUCGCCUACAAAACAGCCUGGUCCUAGUGCCAAACUGCAGGCACAGAUUAAGAAACAAUACCCCGACUUUGACUUCAGCACGCUGAGCGCAAACACUUCCAUCGAUAUCAAAACGUUGCGGGAAAAAAGCAAAAACCUCGAUCUUCCCCUCAUUUCGGCUCUAAUGCACGAUCGAUCCCUGCUGAAACAAACCCGUGCCUUUGUCAUGCCAAAACAUCCCGGUAGUAAAACGGCAACGUCAAUCCCCACCAGCAAUAGUACCACAACCUCCAGCCCGGUCCAGUCGAACGUGCCGACCCCGCACAAGUCCAAAUAUCCGGUGUCCGGUCUCAGCACAACGCAGCUCGCAAAACCACGCAAAUCGUCGAUCGUCAGCCAUCGGCACCCGAACGACAAACUGCCCCCACUGCCGGGUCAAACCGCAACCGAAGGCAAUAACUACGUGAUGGAUCCGACGCCGGCAAAACAGAAGAGCUACAGCUCCUCGCAACCCAGUGCCUGAAUGAUCAGAACCCCAGAUCGCUGACAGACAGACACGCCCGAUGAUGGGAACAAUCAUGGAAAACGAUAGACUUUUACGUUUUGGAAACAUUUUGUGUCAUGCUAAAGCUAAGCUAAAUAGGUUUUUGUCGUCUUAGUUGCAUUUUUAUAAAAUGGACCAUUAGAUUAUUUGUUUUGUGUUUAGUAAGUAAAUGGCAGCAGCGACGAAAGUCACAAGGAAGAUCCUGGAACAAAGCCCACAAUAUGACCCCACCGAUCGGACACUUUUUUUUCUCUGUCGCAUUCUUUUUUAGUAAUCAAGAAGAUGCCAAACCUCUACGAAAGCGAAGCACACAAACUCCAACAACGUUCCAAGCUUUCUUGUGGCUUUCACUAACUAAAAUGCCUACGGUCAUAACAAAGUGGAAGAUAAUAGCAGAUUUGGAAGGGAAACGAAAAACACACAAACAAAAAAUAAACACAUUGUAGGAUAGUUAAAUGGAAUAUCUUUCAAUAGUGAAAAUCACUCAGGAUUUUUUUAUUAGAAAGCUCGU
This is a messenger RNA of Topomyia yanbarensis, 4449 nucleotides long. RefSeq names its product protein expanded (gene ex). Gene Ontology annotation, biological process: positive regulation of hippo signaling. The transcript has 3 exons. The record is from RefSeq and is a predicted model, not a curated record. The annotation marks the transcript as partial. Gene Ontology annotation, cellular component: cytoskeleton; cytoplasmic side of apical plasma membrane. Lineage: Eukaryota; Metazoa; Arthropoda; Insecta; Diptera; Culicidae.